AUGGAGUACUUGUCAAGGUGUUUGGGUAGUGUUGCAGGUGAUAAGAAAUUUAAGUAUCAUCCAAGAUGCAAGAAACUGAAUAUAACCCAUAUGAUGUUUGAUGAUGAUCUACUGAUGUUUGCUAGAGCUGAUAUCCCUUCUGUGACUGCUUUGUUUGGGGCUUUCAUUAAAUUCUCACUUGCUUCUGGACUGUUGGCUAACCUUCAUAAAAGUGAGGUCUACACUGCUGGUAUCCCUGAUAGUAUGAAACUUAAGUUUGCUGAUUGCAAACCUCUUAUUGAAAAGAUAGUUGAUAGAGUGAGAAGUUGGACUGCAAAAUUUUUGUCUUAUGCAGGGAGGUUACAAUUGAUCAAGUUUGAGCUGGGUUCAAAGAAAGCUCCUGUUGCCUGGGAGCAGAUGUGUUUCCCCAAGAGUUGUGGAGGGUGGAACUUGACCAAUCUUGUUAUUUGGAACAAAGCAACUGUUGUGAAGCAUCUGUGGGCUCUUUCUAUGAAACAAGAUAGACUGUGGGUUAAAUGGAUUCAUAUUUACUAUGUGAAAAAUCAGAAUUUCUGGAGUAUGCCUGUUCCCAAUGGGCUCACUUGGUCUCUUAGGAAGAUUUAG
Molecule: messenger RNA, 603 nt
Organism: Spinacia oleracea (spinach)
Lineage: Eukaryota; Viridiplantae; Streptophyta; Magnoliopsida; Caryophyllales; Amaranthaceae
Exons: 3
Coding region: 1-603 (200 amino acids)
Source: RefSeq, a predicted model, not a curated record